UUACGACGGGAGUCGAGCGUCGUAUGGUCGUACCGUACGCGCCGUCCAUGAUAAAACAGAUUUGUUUUAUCAUUUAUCAUGCGGUCGUCGUCGCGACGGUCAUAAACUCGAAACCAAAAACAAUUUUCGACAACAACGGUGAACGACGAUACGACGGAAUUUCUGCGUAGCUCAAAUGAAAUAACAGCGCGCAAUACACGUCUUUUAUUUCUUUCACACCGACGCCCCGACGCCCGCUCAUACUAUCUAUUCUCAAUCGGUAAUCUGUAUUAUCACGGUUCGUAGUGCUUAAAUUUCGGCCUUAGCGAACAGAAAUUUUUUGUUAUUGAUAACGGAUCGUUGGUCGUUACCCGAGCAAGUUGUCGAGUCUGUCGUGUCCGUAUCUGACGUCUCUGAAAAUGCGUUGAACGGAGAACGCUGUUGUUGGCAUUUUGAGCAGAAGCAGCUGGAACCGGAAUAGCUAAGAGCUCUUACUUAGUUCUGCGAUCGCGAUGGCGGAAAGUGAUACCGAUGACAUCCUGUCGGACGGUUUCCUGGAACCCGGAGAAUUAUUGGACAGCGAUGAUGAACAGCCGGUCGACAACAGCACGUCGGCGCGGACCAGUCAGCCGAUGGUACAACUAAACAGACCCAAAUUGAACAGAAACACUUUCCAAGCAGCCACUGCGUCUAAUUCAGAUCAACAGCCCACACAUUAUUCAUCAGGCAUCACGGACAAACAAGUCCAGUAUAUUCUAAACAGUCUUGGCAUGAACAAAAACAACAAAGACAUUCAGCUGAACGCUUUACAUUUGCACGGAGUCAUGGGAAUGACCACUAAAGAUAUUAUUGAAUAUUUCGAUCAAUACGAUCCUAAAUUUUUGGAAUGGGUAUCAAAUUCUGAAUGUAAUGUUGUUUGGCUGGACGAUCGAAUGCCUACUAAGGCAUUAUUGGACUUGACUCGUCCGAUACGCGAAUUAAAGCAUAUUACGUCUGCAGUUAAUGACGAAUUAAACAAUGAACAUGAUGGAGCUUUAAAUGAAAAUCAAAAUGAUGACCACAUGGAUCAAGAUGAUGUAUUAGUAUCAGAAGAUUAUGUUAGCUGUGUGGGUUACGAGUUGCCUCCGGGUAUGUGGAGAAAAGCAAUUAAACCACAUGAAAAAUCCAAGUGUAUAUUGAUGAGAUACAGUACUGUGUAUGACAAGCAAGACGUAAAGAACAAAAGUACCGAUAUAGAAGAUGGAGAUUAUGAAUUAUUUUCUCCAGAAAGUCGUAAACGUAAGUAUAUACCAGUUAUCAAUCAUCCCGAUAUCGGUGACGAAAUGUUGAAAGAUGAUGUUCGGUGGAAAUUGGCCAAAAAUCCAGGAAUCAACACUUGGACUGCCAUAGCCAAAACUUGGAGCCAAUAUGACAAUGCUAUGGAUGCUAAAUACAAAUCCAAAGUACGCACUCCAUCACCACCACCACCCACAUCAUCAUCAGGUGCAGCUAGUGAAGAUGACGAUGACGAUUAUAAUGAUGCAAGGUAUAGAGAGAGCAAAAUACCAAGAAUGCGUAUGUAUGCAGACGAUGAGACGCAAGCUAUUACAAGGAAGCGUCUGAAUUCAGCUUCAAAUUCAAGACAUCAAGUUAAUAUAGCCAACGACUUGCGGGAACGCCUUAAUGGACGUUUGGUGUCUGCUAAAGUAGCCAAAGCAAUUCGCGCUGCUAAAGCACAUCAGUAUGUUGAUGAUGAGUCGCUUGAAGUAGAUAUUGAAGAUGUUAAUGACGAGGAAUAUUCUGAUAUUCCAUUUAGCCGUGCAACUCGUCGUGAUAUUCCGCGCCGCCAGUAUUUACAUGAAGAUGAUGGUGAUUACACCAGUGAUGAAGAUGUGUACGAAAAGAGACACAUUAAGAGUAGACUAGGGCCUCAUAGAAAACAUGGUCACCGCUAUAACGCUCGUUCUGUGUCUCCACUUCAGAUACAAAUUAAUAAUGAUAAAUAUUAUAAGCGUACAAGUCGACGUUAACAAAUAUUGAACAUAAAUAAUCAUUUUGGUUUUCAUAAACUUUUUAAUGAUGCAUUUUACAAAUGUUUUAUUAUAAACCUUUACUUACUUAUACAACAAUUUAUUUUUCUAUUUUAUUGUUGUGAGAAAAUAAAACACAAUCAAUUAUUGUGUAAUUAUGUGUA
Rhopalosiphum padi (bird cherry-oat aphid) is the source of this 2152-nucleotide messenger RNA. Its product is annotated as nuclear cap-binding protein subunit 3-like. Lineage: Eukaryota; Metazoa; Arthropoda; Insecta; Hemiptera; Aphididae. Gene Ontology annotation, molecular function: RNA 7-methylguanosine cap binding; mRNA binding. Gene Ontology annotation, cellular component: cytosol; nucleus. The transcript has 8 exons. Bases 492 to 1988 code for a protein of 498 amino acids. The record is from RefSeq and is a predicted model, not a curated record.